GUGACUCUUUCAAACUAGUGGAAGUCCUCAAAGCGCACGAGACAUCCACGCUCAGUCCUUCCACCCGGACCAAAGUAACUUUAAUUUGCAAUUUUCAUUUUUAAAAAUAAAAUCCGAGUAAAUAUUUAGCACUUAUCUUGAAGGGAAUAUGGGAAAAGAAAACCUUGUUUUGCACAUCAUCUGGAUGUAUUUUUUGAGUCUUUCUUCCAGUCUUUCAACCACAGUUACUCCAACAGUGGAAACAAGCACAUUCAUAGGCAACAUCACAACCAACUCUACAGACUGGAUGGUGGAAUUCAGUGACAUUGAGUCCAAAUUUGCUUUGAGAACAAUCGAAGAACCGGAAGAUGAUCUAUGCUACAUCGUUCCUGGCCAGCGGGACACCAUUAAAGAGUGCAAUUUCAAUCCAGACACCAAGACAUUUAUAGUUAUUCAUGGUUGGACGGUCACUGGUAUGUAUGAGAGUUGGGUUUCCAAACUGGUGACAGCUCUUUAUGAACGUGAGCCAACGGCCAACGUCGUUGUGGUGGACUGGCUUGUCCGGGCACAGCAACAUUACCCAACCUCGGCUGCCUACACCAAGCUUGUGGGCCGCGAUGUGGCCAAGUUUGUCAACUGGAUGCAGGCUGAGCUGGAGUAUCCAUGGGAAAAUAUUCACCUGCUGGGUUACAGUUUGGGUGCUCAUGUAGCCGGGAUUGCAGGACUCCUUACAAGAGACAAAGUCAGCAGGAUCACAGGCAUGGAUCCAGCCGGCCCAAGCUUUGAGUAUGCUGAUGCCCAGAGCACUCUUUCCCCAGAUGAUGCCCAGUUUGUUGACGUGCUCCACACCAACACACGCGGCUCUCCGGACCGCAGCAUUGGCAUCCAGAGACCUGUGGGCCAUGUGGACUUCUACCCCAAUGGAGGGACAUUCCAGCCUGGAUGUGAUCUGCAGAACACCAUGAUGAUGGUGGCUACCACAGGGUUGAGAAACAUGGACCAGAUUGUGAAAUGUUCCCAUGAGCGCUCCAUUCACCUCUUCAUCGACUCCCUGGUCAACAUGAAGCAGCAAAGCAUGGCGUAUCGCUGCAGCUCCAAGGAGAGCUUCAACAAGGGUGUGUGUCUGAGCUGCCGUAAGAACCGCUGCAACAAGGUGGGCUACGAGAUCAACAAGGUGCGCAGCCGCCGGAGCAGCAAGAUGUACAUGAAGACCAGAGAGAUGAUGCCUUACAAAGUUUUCCACUACCAAGUUAAAGUCCAUUUCUUCAGCAAGAGCCAGAUAAGCUAUACAGAUCAGCCCAUGAAGAUUUCCCUCUAUGGCUACUCUGGAGAGAAGGAGAACAUCCCUUACAUUAUGCCUGCUUUGAAAACCAACACCACCAUCUCCUUCUUACUCACCACGGAUGUGGACAUUGGCGAGCUACUGAUGGUGAAGCUGAUCUGGGAGAAGGACACCAUUAUCAGCUGGCCCUGGUGGAACCCGGACACUUUCCACAUUCGCAAGAUGCGCAUCAAAUCUGGGGAAACACAGUCCAGAGUGCUCUUCACUGCCAAGGAAGGUGAGUUCUCCUACCUCACCCGUGGAGGGGAAGCUGCCGUGUUUGUGAAAGACAAAGAAGCUCAGUCAAGCCGCAAAAGUGAAAGAUUGCACAAGUUGAAGAUGCAUGGCAGCUCAUUCAAAAAUGAUGCCUUAGACGCUUAAAGGGACCCUCGCUCAUCCACCAUUUUGCCAGAAACUGAGGGAAACCUGCUGAAACAAGACUGGGAGAGAGACGGCGCAGUUUCUGUACAUUCUGAACCGAGCGAGAUGCUGAAUUGUAGCAAUUAUGUGACCUUCACCCAUAAGCACAUCCUGUAAGGAAUUUUUUACUUAUGAUAACCUUUAACUGCUGAGCAGUUUAAAAGAAAAGCCUAAUUUCUGAUUACCGCUCAGUAUUAUUGAUUAGCUAAUCUGGCCACUGGAGCUCAGAGUAGAGCCAGAACCUGGACCCUGACCACUUCUUAUUGGCUGUAAAUAGGCAUGUGCAUGUUCAACAAACAUGAAUGAAAUGCUGCUUGAGGUUUGUUUGUGGUAGAAAACUCUGACCAAUGAGACCAGCAAUGAUGUUGUGAUUUAGUGAUGGGAAAAUCAUGCACAUGCCUAGAUGCUAAAUAUUUCUUUAAAUGAAAGAUAAGGAGUCCUUUAUUGUUAUGCAAUAUAUAUGUACGUACAUGUAAGUAAACUGUUACACUGUUAUAAUGUGUGUAUUGAAUUUCUGUCAGCUUUGGUCAAACUGAAGCGAAAGUAAUAAACAACAUAGGGCAAAAUGGGCAUCAUGCAGGGCUAUACUCAGCUCACAGGGGCUUUGUAAGUCACUCAUUGACUGACGGACUCACUGAGUCACUUACUGACUGAUUGACUUAUUAACUGACUGACUGGUUUCCUUUUCCUGGGUCACUGACUGACUCAGGACUAAAUGAUUGACUCACUAAUUCACUGCCUGAUUGACUCAACUGUCAUUGACAGACUGACUCACUGACCAGCUCUAAAGGUGAUUUCCUCGAUGAACUAGCUCCCUUCAUCAGGAAAAUCAAGCAGGAUGUUUAUGUCUUAUUAUCUGCCUACAUAGAAAUCAAACACUGCGUGUCCUUGUUCACUGUCAAGUACUUGAUAGUGCCAUGUUGAGGUAGUUUAUAAUGAUGUAACGCUAGGCUAUGUGUAUAUCGUGGUAAAAUUUUUAUAGAAUAGACGUACAGCACUCAAAAAUUCAGAGAAGCACUGUAAAAGCCUUUAUUCUACCUAGCAGAUUAAUGCUGUAGAUUUAAAAAUCUUCAUGGCAGGAAUUAAGCAGUCCAAUUUUUACCAUAGUAUUUAAACAGUCAUAAUAUGCUGACCACUUGCUAGCACGGGACCAAAUACUCUGUUGGCUGAAUCUAUAUACAGAACUAAUCAGUGUAAAUAUGUGUAAUUGUUCUGUAUUUGGAAAUGUGUAAAUUUAAGUUGUUUUUGUGUCUGUCUUUAAGUUACUGUGUUUGGCACAGGUCACUUUAUAGGCUUAGAUUAUUUUCCUGUUCGAUCCAUUCAUCACUUAAUGUUCACUCAGUGAUCACUCAAGACCUAAAAUCUAUUUCUGUAUAUAAGUGUUGAAGCAUGCAAAAGUAUAGGUUUUGAUUCAUUUUCAGUAUUCAAUCGUACACUUAAUCUUGCCUUAUAAUGUGAUCAUCUGCCAGAUUGUUGUGAAUUAAAGGAAUUCUGAACAUCUUUCUGAACACUUCAUGAUUGUGGAUAAAAUAGUUAAAUCUACACAAUUCAGCUGUGCUGUUAUAGUUUCCAACAUGCACCAGAAACCUAGCCCAGAGGAAAUCAAAAAUGAAAUAGGUCGUGUGAAAAACAAUUCCCCCACAGGAGCCAUUAAUACAACAGGAUUAUUUAUUAACUGUAUAUAUUUGUAUAUUAGCUUUGUAUAAACAAUGUAUACUCUUGGGAUUAUUCAUCAUUUUAAUAUGCAAUGCACUGCAUAAAUAUAUUUUAAUAAAGAGUAUGUUGCAUUA
Hemibagrus wyckioides is the source of this 3510-nucleotide messenger RNA. It is a transcript of the gene lpla, whose product is annotated as lipoprotein lipase a. The record is from RefSeq and is a predicted model, not a curated record. Gene Ontology annotation, molecular function: lipoprotein lipase activity; apolipoprotein binding. The transcript has 10 exons. The coding region runs from base 149 to 1681 and encodes 510 amino acids. Gene Ontology annotation, biological process: lipid metabolic process. NCBI's taxonomy places the organism in Eukaryota, Metazoa, Chordata, Actinopteri, Siluriformes, Bagridae.